Alligator sinensis (Chinese alligator) is the source of this 3021-nucleotide messenger RNA. It is a transcript of the gene WDR55, whose product is annotated as WD repeat domain 55. The record is from RefSeq and is a predicted model, not a curated record. Gene Ontology annotation, molecular function: protein binding. Lineage: Eukaryota; Metazoa; Chordata; Crocodylia; Alligatoridae. Bases 658 to 1383 code for a protein of 241 amino acids. The transcript has 9 exons.
CGGGGCGGUGGCCCCGUCCUCCCCCACCGGGCCGGGGCAGUGCCGGGCUGCGGCCGGCCGGGUCCUGAAGUGUCUUUCUCGUCCUGCUUAGGAAACGGUGCUGGAGCAGGAGGCGGCCCUGGAGGAAGCGGAGGCGCCGGCGCAGGCAGAUGCGGAGGAGGAGGAGGAGGAGAAGGAGCCCAAGCUCCGAGACACGCCGGAGGACGUUUCCUUUGAGGCUUCAGCCAACACCAUCGCUUUCCACCCCAGCCGGGACAUCAUAGCCGCAGGAGAUGUGGACGGUGACGUCUACUUGCAUGGAAUUGAAGGGUAGGAUCAUCCCUCUCUAUAUGGUCCAAGACAGGAUAUUUGUCUAAUUUGCACUUAACAACUUCCAGUGACUGAGUAUUCCACAUCAUCCCUAGGUAUUCAUACUCCUGCCUGGAGGGUGGGAACCAGGAACUCUGGUCCUCUGGGCACCACCUGAAAUCCUGCCGGGAAGUGUCGUUUUCCCACGAUGGUCAGAAGCUCUUCACAGUGUCCAAGGACAAAUCCAUCCAUAUUCUGAGUGUGGAGGAGGGCCGGCUGGUAACACGUUUCCCGAAGGCUCACAGCUCUGCCUUGAACAGCCUACUGGUGAUAGAUGAGCACCUGUUUGCCACGGGAGAUGACAAUGGAAUGCUAAAGGUGUGGGAUCUCCGCAAAGGGACUGCUUUCAUGGAGAUGCAGCAGCAUGAGGAAUACAUCAGUGGCAUGUCAAUAGAUGAGAACAAGAAGCUCCUGCUCACCACCAGUGGCGAUGGAACCAUGGGUGUCUUCAAUCUCAAAAGACGUCGCUUUGAGCUGCAGUCAGAGUCUCAAAAUGGAGACCUAACAUCCAUUGCUCUGAUGAAGAGGGGGAAGAAAGUGGCUUGCGGCUCCAGUGAGGGAACCAUUUAUCUAUUCAACUGGAAUGGCUUUGGUGCUACCAGUGACCGCUUUGCGGUGAAGGCAGAGUCCAUCGACUGCAUGGUCCCAGUCACAGAGAAUGUCCUAUGCACAGGCUCCAUUGAUGGAGUAAUCAGGGCUGUGAAUAUCUUGCCAAAUCGGGUCAUUGGCAGUGUCGGACAACACCUGGGAGAGCCCAUUGAACAGCUAGCCAAGUCUCACACUGGGCAGCUCCUGGCCAGCUGUGGCCAUGACCAGAAGGUGAAGUUUUGGGACAUCUCAUCACUCAGCUCCAUAGUGGUGGAUGACUACAGGAAGAGGAAGAAGGGUGGGCAGCUGAAGGCCCUGAGCCGCAAAGCCUUUGGGGGUGGAGACGACUUCUUUGCUGACCUGAGAGAGGAGAUUGAGGCCCCAAAGGAGGAGGAGAAGGAGAAAGAGAAAGAGGACAGCGACAGUGAUGAGAGUGACAGUGACUGAAGGCCUACGGAGGCUAGGUACAUGGCCAGAGUGGAUCCAAUGGAGGUAUGACUGAUGAAGUCAGCAGAAUGGGAAAGAGGCACAUCCUUACUAUGGUGUGAAAGCAGCAGGAAGCCAAGCCUAUUUCUUUAUCUUUAAAAGAUGCUGGGCAAAGGACUGAGUGAAUGACUUGGUUUCCUGGAAUAGCUCCAGCACAACUGCAAGCAAAUCCUCUGCGUCUUCAUGGGAGAGCCAGGGCCUGCAGCCAUCUACCCAGUGAAACCACCUGGUCUUGUAUGAAAAAAAUGCAUUCUUGGAAACAAUGCAUCUCAAUGCCCCUUUUUCCCACCCAGACAUCUUCCUAUGCCUUGUCAUGGACAGUAGGUUGAUGCUCUGUCUGACCUGCCGACCAACUCCUGAGUUUCUUCCACAGAGGCAUUUGUUGGUCAAGAGCUUGGAGGCAGCAUUUGAUGCCCUAAGACGGGGUGAGCAAAGUCCAGUCUGCAGGCUGAAUCCGGCUAACAAUGCACUCCAUUUCCCAGCAGCCCCUGCCCACAUGGCUGCUGGAGGUCUCUAUGGAGACCCCAGUGCAGCUGCACUAUGAUAGCAAAGCUGGGGUUGCCAUGGAGACUGGCCCCAGCCAUGCUGGCAGGGUGUGCAACAGGGCAGGAGGCUACUUCGGAGCCACUAGGAUCUUGCGGCAGAGGCAGCUUGGUCUUGGGCUAGGGCAGAGCCACAAUCUGUAGCCUAAAUGCUCCAGGCAGGGGUGCAUAGGCAGUGGAUUGCAGCUCUGCCUUGGCCCUGGACCAAGCUGCCCCUGCUGCAAGAUUCCAGUGGCUCCGGAGCAGCCCCUUGCCCUGCCAGCGUGGCUGGGGCUGGCCUCCGUGGUGACCUCAGCCUUGUGCUAUCAUAGCACAGCUUUGGCUGGGGUCACCAUGGAGACUGGUCCCAGCUGUGCAGGCAGGGGUUGCUGGAAAAUGGAGUCUGGCUGCUGGACGAAUCUGCCAUUUUGCACACCCCAGCCUUAGGAUCAACUACUGCUUUCCAAACAUUUCUUUUGAGGUGACUGUAGUGAGCACUGCGUGAGCCCCAUGGAGCUGCCCAAGUUUGAAGUGGCUUGGCCUGGUCUGUGUAAGUACCUAGGUGGGUCUUUCUUGGGGUCUGGCUGCAUAUCUAAAGCAGGUACUUGGUGCUUCCCCAAGGAAGAGCCCGACUCUGGGUGGGGAGAAUCCUUGACUCGUCUUUCAGGUGCACGAAGCAACUUUUUGUGCACUCUUGCACCUUCAGUAACAACCCUGGUGUAGAGGAAUGGAAGGCAGAAUGCCCUGGCUGGAGGUAGCAUUUGUUCUGUCCCUGUCCCCAGGAAGGCUGGUUCUGCAUGUUCUCUUGGAAGUGCUGAAGCCAGCCUGGAUGUGCUGGGUAGACUGCAGUGAGUUAGAGCACGAUUAAAAUCCCCAGCUACCUUAACAAGCGUCUCUUAAAGUCUUGUAGAAGGAGAGAACAAAAAUACCCAAAUCCACAAGCUUUUUUCACCGCAACAGUUGCAGACAUUGUGCAAACAAGAAACUGGGCAGGUAGGUAGGUACUUCCUCUCUCAGGAAAGUAACCACAGGACCUGCUGCUAACUAGUCUGUGAAUAAACCAUUUAAAAAAAAACAA